Messenger RNA from Culex quinquefasciatus (southern house mosquito), 6903 nucleotides. It is a transcript of the gene Lrch, whose product is annotated as leucine-rich repeat and calponin homology domain-containing protein. NCBI's taxonomy places the organism in Eukaryota, Metazoa, Arthropoda, Insecta, Diptera, Culicidae. The record is from RefSeq and is a predicted model, not a curated record. Gene Ontology annotation, molecular function: protein binding. Bases 791 to 4282 code for a protein of 1163 amino acids. The transcript has 9 exons.
UCGCCGUGCUGAGUAGAACGCGCGGCUGUUUGUUUUUUAAUUCAUCCGACAGGCAAAAUUGAUUGCUUGCUUUUGUUGGCUGUGUGCGCGCGACCCGGCGAUCAAAGUCGAUUUUUUGGAUCGCGUGAAUGUGUGUGUGUACGAGUGUGAGUACGACUGAUUAACACACUUUUUCAUUCAGAAUCCGUUAGCGUUCUGAAAAGUUUUUGGUGAAAAUUGAAGAAAGUUCUUUUUUCCGAGCAGAAUAAUUUCCUUCCGUGCCUGCUGCGUGUGCGCGCGCCUUUCGGUGUGUGUGCGGAGCAGGUGUGUGUGCAAGAGUGUUGGUGUGAGUCGCGACGGCCAGAAAAUAAAAAGGCAAGAAAUUUUUGAUGGUGAUUUUUGAAGAGAAUUCCUUCUUCUGUUUUUAUUUAGAGAAAAAGUGAAAGAAAGUGCUUUUAAUUACGGGUAAAUUUUUAGCAAUCGAAGCAAACCAAGUGCGAGUGCGUGCGAAAUUUUACUGAAAAGAAUCUAGAGAGGAAAACAAGAGUGUUUUAAAUUUAAUCGAAGGAGCCGCGUGAAAACCUGACUUCGAGUUAUUAUUCGGAGGGUGUGUCUCUGUGUGUGAGUCCGGUGGUCCGGGGGCCAUUUCAGGGUUACCAGCCGGUCCGUAAUCGACUGCUUUCGGCCGCAAACCUGCCGAGAUAGUGAAAAAUACCAAAAAGUCCUUGAUAAGUUUGUGCCAAAGUUUUAAAAGGACUCCACCCCGAAAAUCAAAAAAAGGUUCCCAACCUCCCAGAUGAGCGGCUAGAAUAUGGCCGUGGCUUGUCUAAAGACCGGCAGCAACCAGUUCUAUUCGUCCUCGUCGUCAAACGCGGGGUCGAUUCUGUCCGGAACGUCGUCCUCCUCGGUAACGAUCGGCGGGGGAAGUGGGGCCAGCAGUAUGAACAGUACCGGAGGGGGAGCAAUCGGGGGUCACCUGCAGAGCCAGCUGACCCGGUCGCUGGAGCGCAUCCUCGAGGAUGCGAACCUCAGCGGCGAGCUGAAGCUCAGUGGGCGCAAGCUGAAGGACUUCCCGAAGGCGGCCGGAAAGUUCAACCUGAGCGAUACGGUUAUUGCAGAUCUGUCCCGCAAUCGGUUCUGCGAACUGCCCGAGGACAUCACAUCGCUGGCCUUCCUGGAGCGGCUACUCGUCUUUCACAACACGAUCCGGUCGAUUCCGGACACCAUCCGCGGACUGCACUCACUCACCUACCUAGACCUAAGGAACAACCAGCUGGCGGUGCUGCCGCGGGAGAUUUGCUUUCUGCCGCUGCAGGUGCUGCUGCUGUCCAACAACAGGCUCGUGACGCUCCCGGACGAGCUCGGCCGGAUGGAGGAGCUGACCGAGCUGGACGCGGCGUGCAACCAAAUCACCCAUCUUCCUCCCCGGAUGGGCGACCUGCGCAAUCUGCGGUCGCUCACGCUGCGCAACAACCAGCUGGUCUACCUGCCGCGCGAUCUCACCUGUCUGCAGCUGGUGUUUCUGGACGUCAGCUCGAACCGGAUCGCGACGCUGCCGGUGGAGCUGCGGCUGAUGAGCUCGCUGGUUGACCUGGAGCUGGGCAACAACCCGCUGACGUCGCCGCCGGCUAGCCUCUGCGUACGCGGGCUCGUACACGUCUUCAAGUACCUCGAGACGGCCGCUGCCCGGGAGGAAAAAUCCAAAACCGGCCUCGACGGGCACGCCACCCUGCGGCGGUCGGCGCUCUCCUCGAAAAACUCUUCCGGCAGUCUGCUGGACGGUACCAGCCGGAACCGGCGAGCGCACGUCGACUCCGGGUACAGCACCAGCGACGGCGGCGGAUUCGAGGGUAAGCGAUGGUCGCAGGACGACCCGCACGACGGCACCAACUCACCCAAGUGGUCACCCAUCCCGAUGCACACUGGCUUUGCCGGUAAACCGCCAGCCGGUGGUCACGCGGUUCUUCCCGCGGCCACGGGCGCUAAUCCGUUGUUGUUGUUAUCCGCUGCAGGGUCUAGGCCGGAGUUGUUGGAUUCAAACGGGCGCGAGGGAACGCUCGAGGAGGAGUUCAAGAAGGGAAUGGCGCUGCAGGAGCAGAGGAACAAGGCUAACGACAUUUCCCCCGAGGGCGGUGAUCUCACGCCGGACAGUAUGAAGGCUGACGACAAGAUGCGAUCGCUGGGAAAUAUUCAAACUUACAGGGAAUACAAAGAAGCACUUCGUCAGCAGCGCAACCAAACCGACAUCUACCGGCCCAAAGAAGCACUGCCCCAGACGCCGGACAGUGGCGGGUCGACGGCGGAGUCUCCGCUGAGUAAUUUCUCCCCGUACAGCAGUAAAUCCGCAGCGACCACCCCGUCACCGUCGGUGUUCACCAGCAGCAACCAAAGUUCUCCCCUGUCUCCGCACCACGCCAACAUCGCCAAGCUGAACCAAAUGAACGCCGCCAACGGGAACAACGGGUUCAACCCGCCCGUCAACUCUAGUCCCCUGAUGUCGCCCAACCGGAACGUCAUGUUCGAAGACGGGACGGCGACCACGACCAGCACCUCCAGCGCCAGCUCGACCCCGAACAAGCGGCCCGUCCAGAAGGUCAUCCCGUCGCGCAACAUUACCUCCACAUAUCAAUCGCCGACGCACCUCAACGGAAAUCACCUCUCGACCAACGGCGGCGCUUCCCCGGCGGCCAACGGGGGGAAAAUCCCCGUCGCGAACGGUGGAACCCCCGUCAAGACGGCCCUCACCAACAGCAGCUGCUCGGUGGACUACGCGUACGUGAAACCAAACAGCCCGUGCAAGGCGUCCAGCGGCAUCCUGUCGCACAACAGUGUUCCUUCGUCGAUUCCGAAACCGACGGCCAACGGCGCGCACUCACCGAGCAACGGCAACCAGAAGCCGCUGACGGCCACCGUCGGGUACGUGAACAACGCCAAACCGGGACAGAAAACAAACAAAACUGUCUCCUGGAACCGGGACGUGCCAACGGACAAGCUGAGCUUUACGAUGCGGCGGGAGUUUGACAAGCAGAAGGAGGAAACCGAAUUGAUCGAACAGCUUCGACAGAUUAUCGAAACUCGUUUGAAGAUGACGCUUCCGGAGGACAUUGCGCCGGCGCUGACCGACGGCGUCGUGUUGUGCCACCUGGCGAACCACGUGCGACCGCGCUCGGUUGGAAGCAUCCACGUGCCGUCACCGGCUGUGCCAAAACUAACGAUGGCCCGCUGCCGGCGAAACGUGGACAACUUCCUGGACGCGUGCCGUCGAAUCGGAGUCGAUGAGGAGUUGAUAUGCUCCUGUCAGGACAUCGUCCCGGCGCCAUCCGCACCACUUCCGGCCGCCGCAGCCGCCGGGGACUGGGAGCACCAGAACCAGCAGCAAGCGUCGGAACCGGACUCGGUAGAACCUCCGAACCCCGCGGCCAUGUACGGUACGAUUGUGGCACUGCUGCGCGCUGCCGAGUUGUGGAACGUCCCCGCGGUCGUCCACCAGUUGGCCCGACCUUCCGGUCCCCCUCCGCCUCCGCCACCCCGGUCCCACACCACUACACUCACUGCAGCCAACACCAAUACCACAACAACAACAGAGCUAGUCCAACAAGUAGAACAUUGUGACGCCGAAUCUCAACAGCCCAAGAAGCUGCUCGAGUACCACUUUGACCUGCAGCCGCAGGCUGAGGAAGACAGACCAGAACGGCACGUGCCGGGUUCACUGGACUUGAGUUCCUCGGGGAGGGGAACCGUUUCGCGUCGGAAGCGUAAAUUUCCGGCUUCCAAGUUUGGCGGUGGCGGAGGCACCGACGGCAAGCGAUUCGAUCAAUCCGGGCGUAACCUGAACGAAAUCGUCGAAGAGGAGUGCGAGUACGACAGCGACAUUGGCAAGUUUCGGUGCCGCAGCACCAGCGACUACGAGGACUCGGAAUCGUCGGUGAACGACGAGGACUCGGCGACGGCCUUUACGCCGACCAACGCUCCGAUCAACGAUUUGAACACGAUGAGUCCGGUGGCGGCGGCGGUGACGACCUCGGUGGUGGACUUUAACAUUAACGCGGCGGAAGAGGACGGGGAGGCUGGCGGCCGGAAGAUUGUCAGCAAGCGGAUCGAGUUCUUUGAGAAUGGCGGAGGAGGGGACAAGAUUGUCAACGGUGGUGCCCAGCUGAGACGGAGCGUUAGCGAGGAGGACAAUGCCGUGAAGGCGUGGGAGCCGCGCAAAUCGGAGCAUCCGGUUCUGUCGACCAUUCUGUGCCUGGGGACGUUCCUGUUUGCCGUGGUGUAUCUGUACUUGUACCCGCUGCCCAAUUACUAGGCGGGGGCAAUUUUUGUUGAUUUUUGAGCAGAGAUUUUUUUUUCUUAUUUUUUUUUUGUUACAUUCUGUUGGCGAGAACAGAACGAAGAUUUCCCAGAUUUUAAUUUCAGUACAAUUUAUUGUGUUUAAGCGUGUACUUAACGCGCAGGAAAACGGUUCUGAAAUGUUUCACUCUUCAGCCGUUUAACGGAUUCGCCGCUGUCAAAUGUGGCGUAAUUUUCCAACGAAAGCUGUUUCCGAAACAUUUCAAGUGUCUUAUAGCGGAAAUGUUUCACUUUCCACGCGUUAAAAAUUAACCGUUUAACGGAUUCAUAGCUGUCAAAAGUGGCGUUAUUUCCCUGCGGGAAAACACGCUAAUACCAAGCGGCCAACUUUUGUUUACAUUUUAGUUUAAGAAUCGUCUUUCUGUGCGCAAACUAUUUUAUAAUUUUAGUAUUAAAACACACACACUCUGUAAUUUUUGUUGUUGUUUCGAAGGAAUGUGAAUUGAUUUACUUACGUGCGUGAAAAGUUACGCGUUAUUAUUGUGAGAUUGUGCGAGGAAUGUUUGAGAGCUAUAUAAAAAAGAUGCAUUUUCCCACCCACCCCCAAAAACGAUUUUUCAUUCCUUUCACCGUCAAAAGAACUGUUAAAAUCGUCAUGUUUCACCCUUCUUUUCCCCCGUAGUAGAAAAUCGGCAUUCCCCAAAUCGCAAGCGGUAAGUGAUGCAAAAUUUUCCAAACAUUGCCAGUUUUGAUGCAACAUUCCAUUUCACUUUCCCGAAAAAAAUAAUAAAUUGCACUUUUUUUUAAGAAAAAAAGUAAAUCAUUUCACGGCACUCGAGUUCAUCUCAUAUCUCGCGAGGUUUUCAGUUUUCUCCUGCUUUUGAGUGUGUGAAUUUAGUUUCGUUUCGUUCAUAAGCUUUUACUUUAGGAUUAUUUAUUAUCGAAAAUCAUACAAUUUUGAAAACUAAAUAAAUUAGGUCGUAGAUUAGGCAAAAUUUGCAAAAAAAAAGUAUAAUCAAAAUUUAAAAAAGUUACUAAAACAACGCUAUUAAUGUGCGAGCAAACCAGUGAACAAUCACGCAACAUACGAACGAGAAGUAAUUUUACAUGCAACACCACGUACAUUUACGUCACAGACACAUAAGCACACUCAUACGAAAAAUGUCUUACAAAACAAAGCAAAAACAACCAACUUGAAGGGAAAGCAGUUGCCUUAUUUUAAUAACUAAUGAACCUUGCGAAGCAAGGCAGCAACCCAAAUCUGCGUGUGUAAAACUAGAUAGAAAUGACACGUUAUUUUCCUACUCACACUUUUCCCCGGGAAAACUACUCUCCCACGCAGCUGCGAGUGAAUCUCUCUAUUUUUUGAAAAAAGAUUUAACUACACGAAUCUCUCUAACUUUUGGUCUAGUCAGCAAGAAAGAAAGAGUACUUAUUUUUAUUUCCCUGAGCCCAAGUGCGUAUAUUUUAUUUUAUGACUUUAUUUACACUUUUACUUUUACUCGCGCGUUUACAUGGAAAAUGAAGUAAGAUUUCAUAAGACGAAAAAAAAACUGUAUUAAAUUUACCAAAAACCACACAAUUACAACUACAAAAAAACGACUUAAGUUCAAAGAAAUAGUGCGUAAUCUCGAUGGCUUCAACGUAUAUUUUUAUUGUUUUAAAGUUUUACAAUUUUACACUUUCACCCAUAAUUUUACACCCACGUAAUUUUACGUCAUUUUUACCAAAACGAGAUCUCCCAGGAACAAACUGACUAUCGGUAGCUUUAGAAUUCAUAAAAAACACACACACAAAACAAAAACUCAUUCCACACACACGCACGAACACAUGGCGGCAAGUUUUGCACAGUGAAAAAAAGGCGAAACACUUUGUGUUGAUUCCAGUGAAAAGUAUUGUACUUAUUACUUAAAACCACGAGCAUGAGUAUUUAUCAUUAAAAUCAUCAAAAAAUGCCACACUAUAUUUAUUCACCAUUUGCGACGCAUAUUAUCCUAUGUAAGCUGGUUAGGUUUUAGCUUACACUAUUUAGCAACUACUUAAAAAAAUACACACACAUAAACACACUCCUUUAGGGUAUGAAAUUUGAGCACGCUAAAAAGUGGCUAGGUUAGUUGUUGGGCUGAUUGUACGCAGCAUUGUAGGAAUGAAAAAUUAAUAAAACCAUGCAUGGAUUACACAACACACACACAGUGAAAAGAAUUAGAGCUUUUAGUUUAGUUCAAGCCUUCUAGCAGCAAGAGUGCUCUCCUAUCGAACGUUAAUCACACUCGUUUUAAGCAGACUGAAAUCACAGAAACACACACGGAGGUUGUGGUGACUCCGACUAUCAAGUUCCACUUUUUAUUUGAAAAAUCUGUUGAAGGAAACCAGCAAAAACGCUUUAAUCAUACUUAUGCAGCAUUUUGAGAAGCAACCACAAAUGACGUAUCAUUUUUCCAUGGAUUUUUGAACUCCCUUCCUCGUCAAAGCAUUUCCGCAUACAAAACUAUGUAAUUUUAUAAGCCUUAUCACUAACCUCUAGAUCCCCGUCCCUUCCCACCUAAAAUGCUACGUUAUCUGUGGAUGGCGCUUUAUUCAAGAUGAGUUUAUUACAGUUUUGAAAAUUGUGUUUCACAAAUAAGUCGAUCCAACAAA